GUAGUGAGUAAAUACUACACGUACACCAUGGGCAGACAACCACAUGUACUAGUUCUACCAUUCCCGGGGCAAGGACAUAUAGUGCCUAUUAUGAAGUUCGCCAUCCAAAUUGCAGCUCAAGGUGUAAAAGUCACCUUUGUCAAUACAGAAUUCGUACAUGCAAAAAUGAUGGCUUCAUUACCAGAGAAAGCUGAGGAGCGGAGCCUGAUAAACUUUGUCUCACUUCCUGAUGGAUUAGAAUUGGAGGAUGAUCGAGCUGAUCUUGUUAAAUUGACAGAAUCUGUACACAGAACUAUGCCAGGCUAUUUAGAGGACUUCAUACUGAAGAUGUCAAAUAUCAAUGAACAGAUCACUUGUGUCAUAGCUGAUACAGCAGUUGGCUGGGCACAUGAAAUGGCCAAGAAACUGGGAAUCGAAGCAGUUGCAUUUUGGCCUUCUGCAGGAGCAGGCUUGGCUUUCUCAAUACAUAUUCCACAACUUCUUGAGGCUGGACUUAUAAGUAAAGAUGGAACCUUAAUGACAGAUGAACCAAUCUCGUUGUCAAAGGAUCUCCCACCCUGGACCAGCUCUGAUAUUGGAAGCGAUCCACUGAUUCAGAAGCUUGUAUUUGAAUUUUGUUAUUUUGUCUCAAAGUAUGCCAAAUUUCAUGACUGGAUAGUUUGCAACUCAAAUUACGAACUGGAGUCAGCGGCCCUGCAAUUGAUUCCCAACAUCUUGCCCAUUGGCCCAUUACUCUCAGGUAACCAUUUGACUACUACUUUCGUUGGAAACUUAUGGCCCGAAGACUCAACAUGCUUAGAAUGGCUCGAUAAGCAAUCUUCAGCUUCUGUCAUUUUUGUUGCAUUUGGUAGCACAACAACGUUAAGCGCGCAACAAGUGCAAGAGCUAGCACUUGGUCUAGAACUCACUGGCCAACCAUUUUUAUGGGUUGUUCGAUCUGAAAUUAUGAGUGGAUCACUUGCUAAAUUCCCAGAUGGAUUCAUAGAUAGAGUAGCCGAACGAGCAAAAUUUGUUGAAUGGGCGCCUCAGGAAAAGGUGUUAGCUCACCCUUCGGUUGCUUGUUUCAUGAGCCACUGUGGAUGGAAUUCCAUCCUGGAGGGUCUGGGGGUACCCUUCCUAUGUUGGCCUUACUUUGCAGAUCAUUUCUAUAACAAGAAGUGCAUUUGUGAUGUUUGGAAGUUUGGUUUAGGGUUUAUUGAAGAUGAAAAUGGAAUCAUAACCAGGCAUGAAAUAAGUACAAAGAUCAAGACAUUACUCUCUUCUGAUGAUCUAAAAGCAAAUGCGCUGCAUAUGAAGGAACUUGCUAGAAAGAGUUGCGAUGAAGGUGGGUCUUCUUUCAGGAACUUGAAGAAGUUUAUUGAACAUAUUAAGAGCCUUUAGACCUGCCUGCCUGAUCGUUUCAGAAGUACUGCAUGGAGAGAAGACACAUUCUGCCAUAGUGAUCUGUACUGCUGGAUUAAUCCCCUUAACUGAAGAUGUAAUAAAUUGUUUGAAUUUCCUUUGAUUAAUCAUAAAUAUGCUUUCUUUCAAUGGUUUGGCCAAGCCUGCGUUGAUAGGGAGCAUUCUCUGUUUCCUUCUUGUUUUAAGAAAAUUUGAAGCGUGUGACGUGGUUUGGUUUUAUUUGGAUUUUCCUUUUAUCCAAAGCUGUAAUCUUGAAUUUUAAUGAACACAUUCGUAUGGAUUUUAA
Messenger RNA from Durio zibethinus, 1687 nucleotides. Its product is annotated as UDP-glycosyltransferase 83A1-like. The record is from RefSeq and is a predicted model, not a curated record. Gene Ontology annotation, molecular function: quercetin 3-O-glucosyltransferase activity; quercetin 7-O-glucosyltransferase activity. NCBI's taxonomy places the organism in Eukaryota, Viridiplantae, Streptophyta, Magnoliopsida, Malvales, Malvaceae.